GUACGACCGAUCUGGCAACACGGAGCCCUACCUCAAUCGAGGCUGGUGUUUCUGCGAGUCGUCCUGGGCGAUGUUGACGAAGAGCUCCACCCGCCUCGUGGACCUUGGUCGAUUUUCCGGAGCAGAAACGUGUUUCUUCGGCGAUCAUGGCCGCGAAGGCUCGCUGGUGCGCGCCUGCGCAGCUGGUCGGAGAGCGCCCCUCCUGCCCGACGCAUUCGAGGCGGAGCUCCAGCGCAAGGGCUUCGCGAACGCCAGGGACGACCGUCCGCUGGUCGUUGGGCUGUACCGCUCGUCGUUCGCGCGCCGCUUUGGGUCCGCGGAGGCGCUGGCGUACGCGGGCCUGGAGUGGGGGGACGAGGAGAUGCGGCAGCUGAGCGCCGUCCUCUCCUCGGGCGCCGCGCCCCGGCUACGGGACCUCCUGCUUCACUCUAACCGCGUGGGCGACGAGGGCGCCGCGCGCCUGGCGGGGGCGCUCCGCACCCUGGGCGCCCUGCCGGCGCUGACCUCGGUCGACCUGCGGAGGAACCUCGUGGGGGACGAGGGCGCGGCAGCCCUGGCCAAUGCGCUCCGGGCGCCCGGGGCCCUCCCGCGGCUGCAGGCGCUUCGCCUCGGCGCCAACCCGCUCGGCAAGGAGGCGCGGGCGACGCUGCGCGCGGCGUGGGCCGAGGCCGGCCGGCCCGAGGGCGGUGCGUUCGUGGGCGCGGACGGCGCCGGGAGGCCCGCGGGCCUGAGCUUCGUGUGA
Molecule: messenger RNA, 742 nt
Organism: Prorocentrum cordatum
Lineage: Eukaryota; Dinophyceae; Prorocentrales; Prorocentraceae
Source: the annotation of a GenBank genome assembly